AUGGAUGCUACCUGCCAGUUCCUAAAAGCGUCUGCUGCCAUAUGCCAGGCGGCAUGGGCGAUUCACGGCGAGGAUGCUCGACAGCAGUCUGCAGACAAAGGUUAUCUUACCGCAAUGUCAACAGAGCUCCACCAUACCGUCCAGUCGCUACUAAACACGAGAGUGGUCUUAAAAGAUGAAGUUUCAGCUCUUAAUAAUGCUUGUUUGAAAGUGGGACGCGAUCUUGUGAUUCGUCUUGAUCGUGCCAAGGAGUUUGUCGAUCCCCGUGAAAUAUGGACACAAGAUGCCAUCGAAGCUCUUGCAAUACGGCUUGUCGCCUUGAUGCGCCGAUACAAGGCCAUUAAUCCCGGAUCCGACGUCCUCCGAGAUGAACGAGCUUUCCCGUGCUUCAGGUCCACCACGCCCCGAAAACAUCAACUAUUCAGGGAUGACAAGCGUCAAUUUGAGAAACAAAUCUCCUGCGAGUCGCAAUCUUCCACGAGUACUUUCAGCCCUGUCCCAGAGAGCUUAGCCAUAGAUGUGAGGGUGCUUGUGUCCAGUUCAGAGCCUAAAAGUGCUCCAGUGGACCUCCUAAACGAAUUCAUUCUCGAAAAUUUGGCGUUCAAAGACAUGCAUGACAGGGAGAAAAACGUCGCUAAAUCACACGGGAAGACGUUCGAAUGGAUUUUCGGUGCGGACGGCCGUCAGGGGAAGGUCGAAAAUGAGUUUCGUCACGACUUUUCUGCAUGGCUCGAAACUAACAACUACGGUCCCAUAUUCUGGAUGACAGGCAAGCCGGGGUCAGGAAAGUCGACACUCAUGAAAUAUCUAUACGAACAUCCAGCCACACAUGCAUUAUCUCGAAAGUGGGCAGGUGCCUUGCCCCUUUCAACCGCAGGAUUUUUCUCAUGGGCUAGUGGGAGCAAAGAGCAGCGGUCAAAGAGCGGACUCCUCAGAUCUCUUUUGUAUCAGUUUCUCUCGGUCAAUCCACAUCUCAUCCCUCGCACGUUCCCUAAUCUUUGGACCAAAAUCCGUACCAUGACCUCCAAGGAGAGAAUCGCGCUCCAUCUCGAAUUGGAUAUAGAUGAGCUUUUGGAGGCCUUCCAACUGUUCAUGGGUGCAGCACUUUCGGAAAUGAAAAUCUGUAUUUUCAUUGAUGGCCUCGAUGAAUUUGAGGAAGAUCACCAGGAACUCACAAAUUUCUUCAAGAAAUACAGCCUUGAUGGCAGCGUCAAAAUUUGUCUCUCUUCGCGCCCCUGGAACACGUUUGAAGCAGCCUUCCAAACCACGGGGCCUAGUGUCAAACUACAAGAAAUCACACAACCUGAUCUCCACCAAUACGCAAUCGACAGGCUAAGAGAAAAUGCUGUUGUUCGUCGUAUUCUUAGAAAUAAGGCACAAGAGACGGAGGCAUUGUGUCAGGCGAUAGUUGACAGGGCAGACGGAGUUUUCCUAUGGAUCAAGCUGGCUUUGAAUGAUAUCUUGAAAGGUUUUGACCCUAAAAAAUAUCUACCUGGGUUGCGAGACCGGUUGGAUCAACUUCCAGCAGAGUUGGACGGUUUGUACGAAAAGUUUUUGCUUCAAGAUCAAACCGAUACCCAAAUCGCUGGGACGGCAACUUUUCUCCUGCUCAUUGAAGCGCGAGAGACUGUGGCAGAAUUUGUCAAUGAUACAUCAGCGAGCUCUCUCACGGUGUGGGAGCUGACCUUUGCUUUGGAACGAGGUGAUGACGACUAUGCCACGGACGGGGACUUGGCGCAGGUGCCCGACGCCUUUAUCCGUGAACGCUGCAAUGAUACAAUAGAGUGCAUGCAUCAACGAUUUGCUGGACUAUUGAGUCUUCAAGGGAGGCAGAGUCAAAAUCACCGGCCUACUCUCAAAUUUUCGGACAAUGUCGAACUUGAAGGGGACAGUGCAUCUAUACGCCAACUGGCGGACACAAAAGUCACCUUCAUCCAUCGUACAGUACGCGAUUGGCUGCGAGUCGGCCAUGUUCGUAGACGACUUGAGCAGAGAAUAUCAGCUGGCUUCGAUCCUCAUUUGCGGCUUUUACGAUCACAUGUGCUCCGGUUCAAGAGACCGAUGGAAGAAAUUGAGCAUCACCGACGGUUUAAUGAGUGGUGGCCAGACGUGACUCUCGCAAUGACUCAUUCCAGAUACAUCAUUGAUGACACUGAGAAGAUGCAACGCUGCUUUUUGAAUCAACUCAACAAAACUCUCUCGUGGCUGUGGGAUACUAAUGCGGAUCCGAACGACCAUUGGGCUGCCAAAGCGUUUGGAUUCUUUCACGUUCGAAAAAAGGCACCACCAAUAUGGCAUCCUUUCUUAUGCUUAGCCACGAAAUUCGGUUUAACUACCUACGUUUCCGAAGAAUUAGACGCAUGGAUUUCGCAGGGCAACCACGACGUUCCCGGCAACAGGAUGCCGACCUUUGACGAAAAAGCCACUCCUCUUCUCACGUAUGCGACCGAAUUUCUAUGCUCACGAGAGAGAUCCAUUUACCCGCUGUCAGAUCCCAACAUGAUACACAAUCUUCUCGAACGGCGUCAUCCUAUUAACCCGGGCCCAAACCACGGGUACAUUGAUUUCGAAACCAAGGCUCCUAUGACCUCGUGGGUGAGCCUUUUGCGGCAUCUCCGAGAUGCGCACCGACGGCGCCUGAUAGGAUACUUUGACACCGACCCAAACGGCAUUACGCGUUGGGCGGAGAUCGUGCGGCUUUUUGUGAGAGGCAGUGCGGAUAUUGAUGCUGUUGUUGCGGCAGAUCCCUGGGACCCGGAAGUAACGACGGUUGUCAUUAUGGAGGUGUUGGCCGACACAUAUUUUGCGGUGGAGCUGGAAGAACUUAAGCGCCUUAUUUAACUGCGCGCGCUACAUAUCUCACCACCAGAGUGGGCAUAUUAUUGCUGA
Molecule: messenger RNA, 2889 nt
Organism: Penicillium manginii
Lineage: Eukaryota; Fungi; Ascomycota; Eurotiomycetes; Eurotiales; Aspergillaceae
Exons: 3
Coding region: 1-2841 (946 amino acids)
Source: RefSeq, a predicted model, not a curated record